GGAAUAAUAAGCCCUAAUUAAGUAGGAGAAAUAAAUAUCUAUUAAUAUUUAAUUCUAAUCAGUAUUCAUUCUUCAAACAUCAAACUAUUUCUAAAUUCAGACAGAUAAAUGGAGGAAAAAGAAGGAAUUAAUAUUGAUUUUUACUUUAUUUUAUGGGAGAAGUACAAAGACCUUUAUCAUUCGAAUAUUGGAGUUGGAUUGCCUCAUACAGUUGUUUAUAGAAAUCAAUAUCCAAUAGCGUGGUUUUUCACAAAUAAAUAGGAUCAAAUAUUAAAAAAGAGAAACGUCAGUCUUAAUAACGAUGCCAUAUUCCACCAUUUCACAACAAAUAAAAAAACCAAAAGUGAUGUUUUAGGUUAUUUUAUUGAAAGUGACCCAGAAGACAACUCCACAUAAAUAACAUAUUUUGAUGAAAUUAAAUUAAAGGCUUUUCUUGAUAAUCCAAACUAGAGGCCAGAAAGAGGUAUUCUUUAGCAAUUUAUAGAUCCUGUAGGAGAAAACAAUGCAUUAUAUAGAGCUAAUUGGUGUGAAAGAUCUUGUAUAGUUUCAAAAAAAGUAAACAGGAAAAAUUUAUUCCAUACGAAUUUAAAUAUUUAUGAGCGAUGCUGCACUUUUGAGGGUCAUCACAUAUUCUCAGAUGAAUGUACAGUUGCUGGUGGAUUACUUCCAGGUGUCAUUAGAAAAUGCAUGGAAAGAAUGCACUUACAUAUAUUUGCUCUUUCUCAUGGUAAUUCUCAUUUCAAAAGAGCAGAUGGAUUUUUUAAGUAAGAUCAAACUGGAAAAGUUUGGUUUCUGUGGAACAAUUGUUACAGGCUUUAACUUAAAAAUUUUUAUGGAUAAAAAAACUACGUAGCAAAUACUUUCUACUCUAACAAGCUAAAUAUGCGACCAUUAAGUUUAGAAACAGACAUUAAGAUACCUAAAUAUAUAGAGAAAGGAGCUACUUAUGAUUAAAGAAGGCCUAAUUAGCUAGAAAAAGAUUUGCUUUGCUAGAAUUGUGAUGAAUUGCACAAGCAUUAGAAUUUUGCUCCUAUAUCUUACAAAUAUUUAAUUUACAGUAGGGAUUAAAAGAAUAAAGAAAUUUAAGUUUUAAACAAUAAAUAUUAAAAUGAAUAGAAGAUUAAAAAGGAUACACUUAAUACUACUUUAGAAGAUGGAGACGAUAAUUUCAAGCAAAAUAAUAAGACAACAGGAAUUACAGCUUCUAUGGCCAGGUUAAAUAGCCAUGUUUUAAAAAAUGAUGAAAAAGACGAUAUAGAUGACUUAAUAGAUUAAAUCAAUAAUUAGAGAGAUAAAAUUGACAAUAAUUCUAAGAUUACUAUUCCAGAAAUUUUCUAAAAAAUCCAUCCUAAAAUGACUGAUUAUACAUAUUAAUAGAUAAAAGAAAAUCCAAAAUUUUACUCAAAAUAAUUUUGGGUUUGUUAAAAUUGUUAUUUGAGUUUGAUUAGCUACAAUCAAAUAGAGAGUGGAUGUACUCCUCAAUUAAAUUAUAAGUAAAUUAUAUCAUCUUUUUAUGAUUUUAGGCCUAAACCGCUUAGAAAAGAACUUACAAAAUUUCAACAAGAAUGCUUUGAUAUGUUUUUAGAUGAGAAUAGAUAUCAGCAAGCAGUUUGGUAGAAUUGCACUAAAACUAAUUGCAUUGAAGACUACUAAAAAAACAAAAAAAGAGCUUUUUAAGAUGAAUUGAAUAAGUAGCAAUUGGCUGAAAAGAAAAAGAGGGAGCAAUAAGCCAUUCAAGAAAGAAAUCAAAUUUUAAAAAAGAAUCUCAAUGAAGAAGAUAAAUAAAUGGUAAGAAUCUAAAAUCUUAGAGAAAAAUAAAAAAAAAUAUAAAAUCAUUUAGAUUUAAUUAUUAACCAAACAUUACAAAACUCUUUUUCAAAUAGACCUUCUACAUCUCUUACUUCACUCUCUAAAAAUAACAACACGAUUCUUUUAUAAAAUAACCCUUUAACAGAAAAAUAUAUUGUCAAGAAGGGCCAUAAAAGAUCAGAAACCAACGAUGCUACUAUCAGCUAAAGAUUAUCUAUGGAUGAAGAAGAAACUUGUAAUAGUUAAUCACAAAAUGCUAUUAUUAAAUAAUAAUCCAAAUAAGAUGAGAUUUAGGAGGAAAGUUAAAUGAGAUCAACUUCUUAUGAACCUUAUGGUCCAACACUGAUGAAAUAAAAUUUUAAUUAUUUGAAAGAAAAGAACUAAAAUAAUAAUUAAGAAAAUGAGCAUCAAAAUAAGUCUCUCAAUAAAAACAGAAAUGCACAUUCAGUGCAUCAAAUUUAAAGAAAUUAAGUAGAAUUGUUUAAGCUGUAAAGUCCAAAGCUAAGUAGUGGGAAGUUCGUUUUGUAUUAACCAAGAAAAAACGAUAAAGUUAAAUAGUUUGAGUUAAAAAGAAAUCCUAGCCUAAAUUAUGAUUAAAAUAGUUACUAAAUUUAAGAUUCAAAGUACAAUAAAACCAAACUUAAUUAAAAUGACUCGUAAUAAUAAGAAAAUGUAAGGCCAUAAAGCAGUUUUGAUAGAUUUAAUACUAAAAUAACUAUCUAAGAUGUAAAUAAUUUACUCCGCUCUAAAACACCUUCUAAUUCAUUUGGUAAUAAAACAUAUUACUCAAAUGCUUAGCAAUCGAUGAGCACGAACAUUAGUUCAAGAUAAACUCCUAAAAAUGUUAGUCAGCAAGUGGGUUACUUAAUGUCUCCAAAGUAUUCUCCAUAAAUUCCAAAAGAAUUUCAAAGUGGACCAAUAUCAAAUAGAUAGUCCAAUUCAAAAAAUUCAACAAAUCUUAAAAUUAAAAAGAAACAACUUUAAGAUCUUUAUUUAGAUAAUAUGGGAAAUAAUUUGACUCUGAAUCAAAAUUAUUUAGGAGUAAAAACUUAGGAUCAAACUGAGAUUUAAGAAAAUUUAGAUUUUCAAAGCGUUAUUAAUCAUUAUGCAAGCAAUGCAGACCAUUAAAAUAAUAACUAAAAAUAUAUUUAGAGCCAAACAAACCAUUUGUAAAAAGAUGAUUAAGAAAAACAAAAUUUAAAUCUAACUAACGAAAUGCAAGAAUAUAUUUAAAAUAAUGAAAUCUAAGAAAAAUAAGUAAAGUAAGAAUCGUUGAACAAUUUUUAAAAAAUUUAGUUCUAUCCUAAGUAAAAUGUUGUUGUUAGAAAUUUUUUAAAUAAAAAAUAAAAGAGUUUAUCUUAACAUAAUUUUUAAAUGGCUAACUAAUUCAUUCAAAAUAAAUAAAUUUUUGAAAAUAAAAUUGCAUAGAAUAGUAAUAAAACCUAUAAACAAUAGAUUAUUCAAGAUUUGUUUCAAAAAUAUAGUAAAAAUAUUAAAAACACAUUCAAAGGAAAAAAUGCAAAAUAAAUAAUGCCCAAAUUUCAAAAUAAUUUACUGAUUGAUUGA
Molecule: messenger RNA, 3375 nt
Organism: Tetrahymena thermophila SB210
Lineage: Eukaryota; Ciliophora; Oligohymenophorea; Hymenostomatida; Tetrahymenidae
Exons: 7
Source: RefSeq, a predicted model, not a curated record